AUGGUAUACAACUACACAAUACCCAGGGCUCCUGUGGCUGCUAUGUACAGUGGUCCAGGACCCUGUUACCAAGUUCCUGGUCUGGUUGGUUACAGUAAUCAUGAUGGACGUUCCACUCAUGUUCGUGCACCGCAAUACAGCUUUGGGGUCAGGCAUGGAUGUUUUACAGAGGCAUGCGGACCUGGCCCGUGUUAUUAUCCGGAUUCAAAAAUACUGAAUACUGGGAAGUAUAAUCCUCCACAUUUCUCGCUUGCGAGCAGGCACAGAGAACCUGAGAAAGCUUUUUCACCUGGACCGGGAGCUUAUAAACCAGAGCUUGGAGACCAGACCGUAUAUCAACGACAUCCGGCAUAUUCACUUGGCUUACGACACCGACAGGAUCGUGCGGAUGAUUAUCCUGGACCUAACCAGUACAAGGUUGAUCCUAUGCUCGGGAAAACAGUUCGCAGCCAUAAACCUUCAGCUCCAGGCGCUGGAGCCUACCAAAUUCCUAAACUGAAUGUCUAUAAAGAAGCCUCUCCAAACUACUCUAUUGUGGCUAGAAACCAGGCUCCACAAGACAGCACGCAGAAGCCUGGUCCUGGAGCAUAUUCGACGGAGAACAUCAAAAUCCAGCAACAGUUCAGAAACCGGCGAACGAAACUGCACUUGAUACCUUUCGUUGCGUUUGUAAAUACAUCCGGUAUGAAUGGAGGCAUUGCAAGAAUAGCAUUUUCAGUGCACACUAGGUAG
Molecule: messenger RNA, 732 nt
Organism: Dicrocoelium dendriticum
Lineage: Eukaryota; Metazoa; Platyhelminthes; Trematoda; Plagiorchiida; Dicrocoeliidae
Source: the annotation of a GenBank genome assembly